AUGGAUUACAAUUACUAUAUGCGUUCUUUGCAAGUAAUAUCAAUCGCAGAAUCGUUUGGGUAUUUAAAUUCUUCAAGAAAAGAAAGAGAAUUUUGGGUGCAUCUAUUUAAUAAAAGCCGCGAAGAGAAUGAUCGUUUUAAAAAAUUUUAUUUGGACAUAAGACAGUAUCCACAGAAGUUCUUUGAAUAUUACAGAAUGUCUAUUCAAUCAUUAGAUGAACUUUUGGAGAAUGUGCGUCCACAUAUAACAAAGGAAAUUACACCAUUUCGCAAUCCCGUUUCUGCAGAAGAAAGACUCAGCCUCACAAUAAGAUAUUUAUCAACGGUAACCAAUUUUGUUGCUUUACAGUAUGAGUUUUUAUUAGGUCGGGGCACAAUUGGUACAAUUAUUCGGGAAACAUGUAGUGUAUUAUGGACUAUCUUACAACCAAAAAAAAUGCCAGAUCCAAACAAUCCCGAUAAAUGGUUGGAAAUUGCGAACCAAUUUUACAUUAAAACUAAUUUCCCCAACUGUAUUGGAGCAGUUGAUGGGAAACAUAUAAGAUGUAUCAAUCCAAAAAAUGAGGGAACUAUGUUUUUCAAUUACAAGAAGUAUUUCUCGAUCGUAUUAAUGGCCGUUGUCGACGCAGAUUAUUGUUUUACGACUAUUGAUGUUGGUGCCUAUAGUAGAGAGAGUGAUUCUACAGUUUUUAAAGAUUGUCCUUUCGGAAAAAAACUUUAUUCUGAAGAACUUAAUCUGCCAGCACCAACUUGUUUACCCAAUGUGACGGAUUCCCCACAGCCCUUUGUUAUAGUUGCUGAUGAAGCAUUUGGCCUCCAUAAAAAUUUACUGAGACCGUAUCCGGGACGUGGACUCACAGAUAAGCGGAGGAUAUUUAACUAUAGAUUGUCGAGAGCCAGACGAAUUGUGGAAUGUACGUUUGGUAUUCUCGCUAAUAAAUGGAGAGUAUUGCACACUCCAAUACUAGUUGAGCCUGAUUUUACGGAUAUUAUUGUGAAAACUUGUUGUAUUCUUCAUAAUUAUGUGCGCAGAAGAGACGGAUAUAUUUUUGAAUAUACACUUAGUAAUCCUUUAGAGGGUAUUCAAAACUACGGAAAUGCAGGAGCUCGCCAUCAAGGAAUUGAUGUUCGCGAUUACUUUGCUGAAUAUUUUUUAAACGCUGGAUCAGUUACUUUUCAACCCCGUAUCAUUUAA
Molecule: messenger RNA, 1194 nt
Organism: Metopolophium dirhodum (rose-grain aphid)
Lineage: Eukaryota; Metazoa; Arthropoda; Insecta; Hemiptera; Aphididae
Exons: 2
Coding region: 1-1194 (397 amino acids)
Source: RefSeq, a predicted model, not a curated record